GUGACUUGAGCAAUAUGGCGGCACACAGGGAAGCCAUGGCGUUAGUGGCAACUUGUUUGCUUGUCCUUAUUGCUACCGCCAGUUGUAAACGGACGGUUACCACUAAAAUUAACUACAACUGUGAUGUCCCAGAAUGCCAGACUGGCUACAAUGGCAGUUUUGCCAAUCUUGUGUACGUUCGAGCACAAGAAAAAAGUGAUGUCGUGCAUUAUGCUAUCAGCACGAUACACAUUCCAACAAUGCUUGUGAUUCACACACGAGGAGAUGCAAAUAGUCAACUGAGUGUUAACUGGGAAAAACUUAUGACUGAAGAGGAAUUUAAUAAUGACUCUAUUUCAGUCAGUGAUUCCAGUAAAGUUGUCUACAGCUAUGCUGUGGUUUUUACAAAGCUGCACGAGUACAAUGACACGUCCGAUGCCGCAAGUCUCAGCUCCUACCCGAUGUGGAACAGUACGGAGCGGGUUGUGAGAGACUUCAAUGAAUUUGAAUGGAUGGAAGCGUCAGCAGUCAGUGGAGAGGAAAAUGCUUUUGUUUUUAAUUCAACUAGGUGGACCAACUCAACCGAUAACAUGUUGGGUCAAGAUGCUCCACGCAACUACACUCCAUCGCUGUCCUUUACUUUCCGGGUAUAUGCUGACCAAUCCCGUGAAACACACCUGCCACAUCUUCAGUACAACGAAAACGGUACUCAGUUUGACUUCACCCUUGACAACUUCAAGCCGGCCUUCUCCAUGUCCAGGUUUGCAGUAGAGCUUGCAGUCAUCAGUGACAGUCACAAGGAAGACAUGUCUAUUGCAGAGACCAAGUCUAUUGAUGAUGAGUACACGCCAGGUAUAUUCAGAAUUACCAAUUUGAUGGCCAGACCUAAAGACCCAGUUGAUGGAGUGUUUGUUCAAUGGAAGCCGGUCAGUUACCAGGACUCUCCUCGAUCCCGUUCCGUGGCCACCAGUGUGAAGAACUAUGAGCUGGGGGACACCAAGAAUGUCACCUCUUUGCUCAAGACCAGUUUGGCCUAUGCUUACUUUAGCGAUGCCUUGUUUACGGAUUCCAUGAACGCCAUUACCACCAAUAUAUCAUUUGGACUGUCUAAGGAUGGCUGUUACACCAAGACUAACUACACGUCAUGGACAGCCUCAGUAGGCUAUGGCAACCCACCCAUGGACAAAGUCUCCCUGCUGGUCAUUGGGGUCAUUCUCAGCUGGACUUGGCAUCCCGGUCAUCAUCAUCAUGUUUGGUGGCCUCUUUAUGUGCAUCAGAAAACAGCGCAAGAAGAACUAUCGCCAGCUACAAGACGUCUCCGCCAGCUACCCACAGAAUGGCGUGGCUACAUAGAAGCAGACGAGCUACUACUAGGCGGGGAUACAACGUGAGAUACUACUGGUUCCAACAACUGACACUAACACCACCGCCAGUAGUCUCCAUUCCAAGGGUUCGAAUCUGGUCUUUCAUUUCAUGUACAUAAUGCUGGUAUUAUGUGUAUAUGUGUGCAUGUGCAAUAUUUAUUUAGUUCGGGAAAAUAUAUGUAAAGCAGGUAUUAUGUGUAUAUGUUGCACGUGCAAUAAUAAUUUAGUCCGUUAAACGUGUAUAUAAUGCAGGUAUAAUGUGUAUAUGUGCUAUAAUUAUAAAUUGUUAUGUCCGGGAAUACGGUUUACUUCAAUACAUUGUACAUGAAGUUAGUCUCAGGGGAAAUGAUGUGUUUACGUAGUAUUUUUGUUUUUCCGAAUACCAUAUUAAUAUAUUGACUUCCCUCAAAUUCAUAUUUGAUUUUAUGUGAUUUGCAAUAUCAGUUUGAUCAUUAUGUUAGCUAAAUUACCGUGUUAAGUUUUUAACAUGAAUUAUUGUAUAGCACGACUUUCAAAUAUUUGUCUGGGAGCUGUAGUGUAUAUUCUGAGAUACUUCGUAUAACAAAGAGAAAUGUAUAAUAUACCCAGGUGAACUGACUGCUGGAAAUAAUCUAGGCUGAAUUACCAUAUCACUCAUCGAAAUGUCAACAAUUAUUGUAGCAUAGCCUGCUGUCAUGGCAUGCAGGUAACAUUCGUUUUACGAUACAAUAUAUGUGUGGAUUAUGUCAGAGUGAUUUUCAACCUUUUUAUGCAAAAUCAGCUGUGAUUGUAAAAUAUUCUUUGUAGUCUACACAUUUGUAAAUAAACAGAGAAACCUA
Haliotis rubra (blacklip abalone) is the source of this 2161-nucleotide messenger RNA. Its product is annotated as glycosylated lysosomal membrane protein B-like. The record is from RefSeq and is a predicted model, not a curated record. Gene Ontology annotation, cellular component: lysosome. The transcript is spliced from 7 exons. Bases 15 to 1370 code for a protein of 451 amino acids. NCBI's taxonomy places the organism in Eukaryota, Metazoa, Mollusca, Gastropoda, Lepetellida, Haliotidae.